Brassica rapa (field mustard) is the source of this 5229-nucleotide messenger RNA. RefSeq lists its product as uncharacterized. Lineage: Eukaryota; Viridiplantae; Streptophyta; Magnoliopsida; Brassicales; Brassicaceae. The record is from RefSeq and is a predicted model, not a curated record.
GUUUUACACACUAUUGACCCCUCUAAAUUUAAUGUUACAUAUGUGUUGCAGAUGGGAAUGUUAGUUCGGCUCGUAAUCGGGAUGUGGAGUAAGUCCCCAACCGGGGUUUGGUCUUUCGAAGAGGCCCCAAAUUCUCAGAGGGAAGCGGUGAUAAUCAACAGAACUGAAUCUAUCGAUGGUCUAGUGGAGAUGAUCCGUAUCACCCUCAACCUUGGUAUUCUCACUCCGGUAGUGUUGACCUAUCAGCUCCCGACAUGGAUGCUCGUUCCCGAUGGACCAACAACACCUCCAAUCACUUUAGUAAGCAACAAAGAUGUCAAAAUCAUGGCAAGUGUCUUCGAUUACAUGGCCUAUCCAGUUCUCUAUGUGACUAGUGGACCUGAGCUAGUCGCAAAAUACCAGUUCUUCUGUAGAACUCCCUUCUCUAUUGAUGAAAAGACAUACCUUGAAGAGGGCGUAACUGAAGAACAACAUCGUCAAGCUAUAAUUGACUUGGUUGGUGGCCACCCAAUCGUGUGUAGCAAGCAUAUCUUGGAGAUAAUGUUCAACGAACCACAAUUGCUGCUAGUCUUCCGUGUCUCUCUGGAGAAUGAGAUGGUUUAUGGUUUACAAAACGAUGUUGAUGACACAGACGAAGGUCUUGAAUAUAACAACUUAACGGGAAAUGACUUCAUGGCUUUAGAGGGAGCUGUUCCUGUUUCUCCGGAUCCUCUGAACAACUAUGAUCCUAAUCAAGAAGUAUUGUAUGGAGAACCGAUCACUGUUGAGGAGCUACAAAACAUACACCCAAAUUUUGAAGCAUCAACAAUGGUUAAUCAGGAUACCAAUUUGGGAGUAGAACCUCUUAACUUGUUUGAAGACCUACCAGAGGAGGAAGCAUACUGAGAUGGCAUGACUGAAGAAGGAAGAAGGUAUGAGGUUUACAUUGCACCGUCUCCGCACCCUGCCGAGAGAGCUAUAGGACUCCCACUUGCUCCAAAUCGAAGGGUCAUUGCACCAAAACAUCAUACAUUCAUUGUUAUCGACGACGAAUAUGAAGGCUCCUACACUGGCUCUUCUGAGGAUUUCAACGAGACACAGAACUACAUAACAAUCCCACCACCAGUUGCAGAAAAUUCGGAUUAUACGGUGGAUGCUAACUCCGGUAAUACUAUCUUAACAGGUACUAAUAUUAAAAAUUAUAAAUUAACCUAAUGUAUCGUCUUAGCUGUUGAUAAAGUUGUUAUUUUCUAUGCAGGUGAAACAUCGGCAGAAGUCAAAAUAAAUAACAAAGGAAAAAAUCUUGUUACAGAAAACGGUUUGACUCGAACUGGGAAUACAACCGAUGUUGAACCGUUUCUUGAUCUCACACUUGGAGUGGGAGUUGGAAACAGCAAGGCUGAACCAAAACCUGUCAUCGAUAUUCCAGAGUCCUCUUCCGAAGCUGAAGAUGGAAGUGGUGGUUUUGGUCCCCUCUUUUAGAAUAAAUAGCUAGACUGAUAAAUAAGUAGCCAACUUUUGAUGUGAAAUAUAUGGCCGCAGGGGUUUACUUUUUGUUUUUUGUUUAUCGCGUACGAUGCAUAAGAUAAUAUUAUUGCGGGCCCGUGUAAUGUAAAAUAUGUUAAAGGCCAAGAAGUAAUAUGAAAUAUGUUUGGUUUUAACAUAUAUACGGUGAAACUAAUCAACCUAUCGACUACUAACUUUGUAGGAAACCAAACAAACCAUUCUGAUGCAUUAUACGAAGGAAAGGUGUUUAAAAGUAGGGAUGAUUUCAAACAAUGCAUGGCUUUAUAUGCAUUGCGAAAUAAAUUUCGGUUUAAAAACAGUAGAUCCACCCCCGAUGGAAUGGUCCUUAAAUGCAUUAGUUCUACAUGCUUAUGGACAAUUUAUGCAAUCAGAAUGAAGAACGUGGAAAAGUACGAAAUUCGAAGGAUUGUCUUCGAACAUUCUUGUUCGGUUGACGACAAAGCAGGUAUUAAACAUAUUUAUCUACAAUAAAAUCAGAUUUUAUUUUUCGAUUCCGUUGCUCGUAAAGAACAGUAAAGCAAUACUUAUAUAAUUAAAAAUCGAUUUUGAAUUUAUAAUUUACGCGAUUAACGAAUCCUUUACAUAAAGUUAGUAAAGUUCGGUGACAUAAAAUUAGAAAACAUUAUAUCUGUGACAAUAACAAGGCAGCGAUGGGAUUUUUAAUCAUAUGUUUAGUUACGGCCAAGUAUGCAUUUUAAUUAAAAAUCUAUAAACAUAUCAUUAUCAUAUCCGGCAAUUCCCAGUAACGAUAUGAUUUAUGGCAACAAUAAAAUUAUAGGAAAUUUUUUUUUUUCACUUUUAAUAGACAUUCAUCUCCAAGUUCUAACUUCUUGUUGCAAUGGAAUACACAACAGUCGAACUUAGAAUUUGCUGAAACCAAUUUCUUAUAUUUAUUGCUUUAAAAUUCAGGAUACGAAGAACAAGCAACACCUGUCAUUGGACAAAUGCUUAAGUCAAGGUUUACAGGAAAUGGGUCUGGGCCACGGCCAAACGAGAUCAUGCAAGUCAUGCUAGGCGAUUACAAUAUUCGGAUUUCUUAUUGGAAAGCUUGGCGAUCAAGGGAAGUAGCGCUACAAUACGCAAAAGGGGCAAAUGCUACAUCAUAUCAAUUGCUUCCCGAUUACUUACAAAGACUCGUCGUGGCCAAUCCUGGAACGUUGGCUGAAAUGCAUACAGUUUAUGAAGCUGGAGUUGGUCAUCGAUUCAAAUAUAUGUUCCUUGCACUUGGAGCAUGUAUAAACGGUAUCAAGCAUAUGCGUAAUGUCAUCAUCAUAGAUGGAGCACAUUUAAGAGGGAAAUAUGCUGGAUGCUUAUUGUCUGCAUCAGCCCAAGAUGGCAAUUACCAAGUUUUUCCUAUCGCAGUAGGAAUAGUGGAUGGUGAAAAUGACAAAGCGUGGGAAUGGUUUUUUAAAAUGCUUCUGAAGUUCAUCCCUAACGACAAUGAUAUUGUUUUUGUUUCAGACAGACACUCGUCCAUCUACAAUGGGUUAUCAAAGGUAGUUAUCGAAAUAAGAAGUUAUCAUAAACUUAUUCUCCACUUUAAAUAUAAAACGUGUAUAUCUGACCAUUCCAUUUACGUGUAGAUUUAUCCGGCAGUAAAACAUUGUGCAUGUGUUAUGCACCUGAAACGGCUCCGAACAUAUUUCAAAAACAAGAACCUUGGUUACUUGGUGGGAAGGCAGCUCGAGCAUUCCAACUUAGUGAAUUUAACACCAUAUUCAAUGAAAUCAAGAACAUUAACGCUUCGUGUGCGGAAUACUUAAUUGGUAUUGGUUUCCAACAUUGGGCACGUGCGCAUUUCGAUGGAAAUCGGUACAACAUUAUGACAAGCAAUGUUGCCGAGACAUGGAACUCCGUUCUCCGGGAAGCACGAGAGUAUCCAAUAGUGGCUUUGGUAGAGUAUAUCAGAUCCAAACUUAUGAACUGGUUUGCGGAAAGACGUAAUGUCACAGGGGUUGGUAAUGGAAGGUUGACGGCACGGGUUAACGAGAUUUUAGAAGGAAAUUUUGAAAACAGCGGUGGGAUGCUUGUCAGACGGAUUAACAAUGUUGAGUUCGAAGUGAAAGACAAAGUUGGCUCCUCAUAUCACGUCAACCUUGGAGGAAAAAAUUGCAGCUGUUUUUCAUUCCAAAAGCUCCUCAUACCUUGCUCCCAUGCUAUUGCUUCAGCAAUCAAUGAAAAAGUUCGUAUAGAGUCCCUAGUAUCUGAAUUUUACAGUCUUGAAACUUUGACCUCCGCAUAUGCCGAAGAUAUUGUGCCGAUAACCACCGAAACAGAAAUAAGAGAAGGCAUAUCCGGAAAGGAAGGAGAAUCGGUCAUAAUAUUUCCUCCAUCAAGUAGGCGACCUCCAGGUAGACCUCGGAAGAGCAGAAUAUUGCCAACGGGUGAAAUACGGGUAAACAAAACAUGUUGAUUACAUUUACUAAAUUGUUGCACAACAUUUAACAACUAAUUUUUUCUAUGAAGAUGAAAACUCCAAGAAAAAGACAUAUAUGUAGCCGUUGCAAGGGGAGCGGUCACAAUAAAGCAACUUGUAAAGUUGCAAUAUAACUGAAGUGCUAGAAGGUAUUAUGGCUAUUCCCGGAUGAUGAAGGUGUUUGAUAAGCAUGGUGGUCUGUGAAUGACACAGAAAGUAAACAUGUGAAUGUAAAAUAUUUUAUCCAAGUUUAGACUGGGGCAGGUUGUAUUAAUUCCCGGGUUUUUGAAAUAAAUAAAUGCCAAAUUCUAUGUUUACAAUUCAUGUGUUUAUAAAAUGUUCAUCAAGACAUUAAAAAUUAUAACGAGUCGAGUGCUGAAUUAUAUAUAACAUGAAUGGUAACUAAGAGUAGAACCGAGAACAACAACUAGAAGUAAUCAGAUAAUAUAGGGGAGUAAAUAGUUACCCUAUAUCCGGUGAUCAAAACAAAAUACAUAAAUUGGUACCAAGUUAACUAAAAUAGGAGAACAAAAAGUUGGGAAUACUAGAUAAUCAAUCCCUAAUGUAUUAUGGCUUUUCUGAGUAAUAUACAUGUUUUGCAACCGUAUAAACUAUACUAAGAUAAACCAAAAAUCAAAUAAAAUGAUAAACUAAUUAAUUACGCAGUACCUAUUAUUCUCUUACAUUUUAAGAAAGACAACAAAUCAGUUUAUACACUUUUACAUUUCUAUAAUUUUGCUGAAACAAAACGCCAUUUUGACACAAUCUAUAACAAGUCCAUAACAAACCUACGUAAACGAAAAAUAAGUUAAAAUAAAAAAGCACAUUACGUUAAGGGUAACCGUUUUUAAAAUGACGAAACCAAACAAAAUUCCCAAGUUAAAUGAUAUUUAUUGAUUCAGGAAAGUAUAUAUAUUGUAUUUUCUGUCAAAGGUAAUCGACUAAACGUGUUAAAUCAACUCUACUCAUCGAACUAAUAUUUUAUAUUAAACAUGCAUAUGAAACAAGUGUUUCCCUUACAAACCAGAUAUUAUACAUUAAUAAGACAGCAAUAGAAAAACAUCUUCAACUGAAAGAACAACAUAUGAAGCCUCACAUAGACUUCACUUAUUCCAAUAACAUAACAUCACUUAGUUAAACACUUCAACUAGAACCAAACAACAUGCGUAAUUCUGCCGUUCUUUUACCACUUCAUUUGCCGCACUUCUUUCACUCCUCCGAUCCAGUGGGCGAGGAGACCAAAUCUAAUUACAUACAAACAAUAAAACAUUACUUAGUUGCGCAUAUAAAAAAAGACAUAUCCAAUA